AUGCUGCUGCGCGAGCUGCCGUUCACGCUCGCAAAGUUCUUCGUCUUCGACGCCACCACGGACGCGAUCUCCUCCUCGCUCCCCGCGCUGCAGGAGUACGGCGGCGCGUCGGCGCUGCUCGCCGGCGUCAUCGCCGGCGUCGUCUCUGGCUUGCUCACCACGCCAGCCGACACGCUCGUCACUCGCCUCUCGGAUGCGCGCGCGCGCGGCGAGGAGGCGGGGCUGAUAGAAACGGCGCGGAGUAUCCUCGCAAACGAGCCCGCGGCGCUCUUCUCGGGGCUCGCGCCGCGCUGCUUGCUCUUUGGGGCCACCAUCGGCGGGCAGUACUUGCUCUACGACUUUUGGACGCGCCUCUUCCGCGUCAACCCCGACGACCUCAACCUCGUGCUCGACAUCUUCGCCGACCGCAUCUCCUUCUUGAAUACGUAG
This is a messenger RNA of Emiliania huxleyi CCMP1516, 429 nucleotides long. RefSeq lists its product as hypothetical. Gene Ontology annotation, molecular function: phosphate transmembrane transporter activity. The coding region runs from base 1 to 429 and encodes 142 amino acids. Gene Ontology annotation, biological process: mitochondrial phosphate ion transmembrane transport. The record is from RefSeq and is a predicted model, not a curated record. Gene Ontology annotation, cellular component: mitochondrial inner membrane. The transcript has a single exon. Lineage: Eukaryota; Haptophyta; Isochrysidales; Noelaerhabdaceae.